CUCCUCCUCCUUCCCCCCUUCCUCCACCUGGAACCGGACCCUCGACGCCUCCCCGGACAGAGCCCCCCGCCCGACCCCCUCCCCAGACCGGGGUCUCCAAUUAUCUCUCUCCCACCCCUGGCCCGGAUCGGAUGGACGAGCCCCUGGAAGCUGGAGGCAGCGGGAUCCAGGACGCCGGGGUCCCCUCCCGGAGCGGCCCCUCUCUCACCUCUCCCCGGCCCUUCACACCCUAGACAGGCUCCUCUUCCUCCUCCUCCUGCUCCUCCACCGCUGUAGCCCCCCGAUCAGCCCGGGAGACCCCCUACCACCAGCCAGGGGCAGGAUGGAGCCCGUCACCCCCCUGCCCACAGACGCCUCCGCCGACGGUGCCGACGGUGCCAACGGCACGGAGGGCAACCAGUUCCGGCAGCCGCCCUGGCAGAUCGCCCUGUGGGCCGCCGCCUACUCCGUGGUGGUGGUCACCUCCGUGGUGGGCAACGUGGUGGUCAUCUGGAUCAUCCUGGCCCACAAGCGCAUGAGGACGGUCACCAACUUCUUCCUGGUCAACCUGGCCUUCGCCGAGGCGUCCAUGGCCGCCUUCAACACGGUGGUCAACUUCACCUACGCCGUCCACAACGAGUGGUACUACGGCCUCCUCUACUGCAAGUUCCACAACUUCUUCCCCAUCGCGGCCGUCUUCGCCAGCGUCUACUCCAUGACCGCCGUGGCCUUCGACAGGUACAUGGCGAUCAUCUACCCGCUGCGGCCGCGCCUGUCAUCGGGGUGGACACAGGCGGUGGUGGGGCUGAUCUGGGCGCUGGCUCUGCUGCUGGCCUUCCCGCAGGGCUACUACUCCACCACCGACCAGCUGCCCGCCCGCACCGUCUGCCUCGUCCAGUGGCCCCAGCAGCCCGGGCAGACCCUCGAGAAGGCGUACCACAUCUGCGUGACGGUGCUCAUCUACUUCCUGCCCCUGCUGGUGAUCGGCUACGCCUAUACUAUGGUGGGCAUCACCCUCUGGGCCGGGGGCAUCCCCGGGGACUCCUCCGACCGCUAUCACGAGCAGGUGGCUGCCAAGCGCAAGGUGGUGAAGAUGAUGGUGGCAGUGGUAUGCGCAUUUGCGGUUUGCUGGCUGCCCUACCACGUCUUCUUCCUGCUGCCCUACCUGAGGCCCGACGCCUACCUGGACCCCUGCAUCCAGCAGGUCUACCUGGCCGUCAUGUGGCUGGCCAUGAGCUCCACCAUGUACAACCCCGUCAUCUACUGCUGCCUCAACGAACGGUUCCGCUUCGGGUUUCAGCGGGCCUUCCGGUGGUGCCCGUUCAUCCGGGUGGGAGACUACGAGGGCCUGGAGCUCAAGUCCACCCGCUUCCUGCAGACGCAGUGCAGCACUUACAAGGCCAGCCGCGUGGAGACCACCGUCUCCUCGGUGGCCGGGCCCGGCGACGUCACCCUGGAGGCGGGCAUCAAGGCGGAGCCCUCGUCCCUGGACCUGGCCUCCAACGGCUCCUCCUCCCGAGGCGACUCCAAGGCCGUGUCUGACACCUUCAGCUUCUACUCCAACUCUCUGUCCUGCUGAGCCCACCUCCUCGGCCCCCCGACCCGGGCUACGAGAGCCACGGAUCGAGAUGCAUGGCGC
This is a messenger RNA of Ornithorhynchus anatinus (platypus), 1618 nucleotides long. RefSeq names its product tachykinin receptor 1 (gene TACR1). Lineage: Eukaryota; Metazoa; Chordata; Mammalia; Monotremata; Ornithorhynchidae. Gene Ontology annotation, biological process: positive regulation of flagellated sperm motility; G protein-coupled receptor signaling pathway. The transcript is spliced from 5 exons. The coding region runs from base 323 to 1558 and encodes 411 amino acids. The record is from RefSeq and is a predicted model, not a curated record. Gene Ontology annotation, molecular function: substance P receptor activity. Gene Ontology annotation, cellular component: plasma membrane; sperm midpiece.